Messenger RNA from Paramecium octaurelia, 1388 nucleotides. Lineage: Eukaryota; Ciliophora; Oligohymenophorea; Peniculida; Parameciidae. The record is from the annotation of a GenBank genome assembly.
CGAUGAACAUAUUCCUAUACUCCCUUCUGAUAUUUCUUGUCUUCUGUGGACAGGAGCAAGGCACUUUCCUCUCAGACCAAAGUACUACAUCACAAGAGAAUUAACUCUAUACCAUAAAGUUGAAGGAAACCCACACAAUCGUAUUCAAUUUAUCAAUACUCAAAAUAGGUGUCAGCUAAGGAAAUGUAUGACUUCUUAACCACCAAAUAAACCUACUUCAGAUAAUAGACUCCUAUUGACGUUUAGGAAAUUGAAUUCGGAGGAUAUGUACCAAAACCACAAUAGAAUACAGAGAAGAGACAAGCAGAUCUUAAAUUGCAUAAUUUCAAGAAUACCCAAUUUACUGGUCCCAUCACUGUGGGUGAUCAAGAAUUCUAAGUCAUUUUCGAUACAGGAUCUGCCAAUUUUUGGAUUGAUUCUGUGAAAUGCAAAAAUGAAGGAUGCAAAUAGCAUACACAAUAUAAACCAGGUUUCAGUUCUAAACAUCUUGGAUAUGCAUUGAAUGUCUAAUUCGGUACAGGUGAUUUGAAUGGGGAAGUCAAUUCAGAUCUUGUCAAAUUAGGAGCCAUAGAGGUUGAAGAUCAAAACAUUGCUGAAAUAAUUGAAGAAAACGGUUCCGUAUUCUAAAAUGUAUUUUUAUCAAACCAUUAUUUAAGUCUGGAUUUGAUGGCAUUGUUGGUUUGGCAUAUCCUUCCAUGGCUGCCUAUAACUUGAAUCCAUUAUUCGAUAACAUUAUGAAAUAAAAGAAAUUGCAAUCCAACCAAUUUUCAUUUUACAUGAGCAACAAAGUCAACAGUCUUGAAUCACAACUUACUUUUGGUGGUUAUGAUGCCACCAAACUUGAUGGUCCAGUUCAUUAUCAUCCUGUCAUUGAUAAAUACUAUUGGAUGAUCAAAGCUGAGAACAUUCUAGUCAAUGGUCAGGAUUAAGGAUUCUGUCCCAAAGGUUGCAAAGUUGUUGCUGAUACUGGUACAUCCCUAAUUACUGGUCCAUAUGAUGACUUAAUGAAAUUGCUAGGUAAUUAAAAUCAUAUUGAGUUCUAGAUCUUACCAACAUCAAUGACAAUUGUUCUAAUGCCAAGGAAUUACCAACUCUUACAUUUAGAAUCGAUGGAGUCAAUUAUGACCUUGAAGCCAAAGAUUACAUUAUGGAGUUGAAAGAUGAUGGAACUGAAAUUCCUUUGAGCAAUGAAGUUUCAGCAUCUGCCUUCAUUGAAGGAUCCUCUAAACAAUGCAUUGGAGCAUUUAUGCCUUUAGAUAUUCCAGACCCAUAAGGACCAGCCUGGAUUUUGGGAGAUAUCUUCUUAACAAAAUACUUGAGCAUUUAUGACAGAGAUAUGAAUAUGGUAGGAUUUGGAAAGGCUAAACAUUGAAAAAUUAAUAUUACCC